This is a messenger RNA of Striga asiatica, 606 nucleotides long. NCBI's taxonomy places the organism in Eukaryota, Viridiplantae, Streptophyta, Magnoliopsida, Lamiales, Orobanchaceae. The record is from the annotation of a GenBank genome assembly.
AUGCUCCGCCGCCCUCCGCUGCCGUUACCGGCCGAUGCUCGUCGCCGCCGUGUUCCGCUGAGUCCGCCGCGGCCGUUAUCUGCAAAGCCAGCCGCCGUCGUGUUCUGUCGAGUCCGCCGCCGCCGUCCAAGCUCUCCAGCACAACAGCAGUCGUCGGAGAUCGCCGUGGACCUCCACCAAGAUCCGNACAGACGCCGGGACACACACAAGGCGGCUCACACACGCACACUGCGGCUCACACCCUAUAAUCCGACACACACGUCGACGCUCGCCGGUUACCGUUCACCGCCAACGCUCGCAACUGCGGAUUUCCACCUCCCAAAAAACCUUCGUCGUCACCGCUCGAAGCCGUCCGGACGUCGUGGUGCUAUAAUUAUCCUCAUCCGCCAGUCUCCGCCGCAUAUCCGUUCUGCUCUGUGCGACUCGACGGCGUUGCCUCCGCCGCGCGAGUUGAUUUUCUUGGAAAUCUGGGGACGAGCUCGACCGGAAUUGCACUUUACCAUCGAACAUAACUGCAUGAGACAUUUUGAGGAUUUACUGAGAUCGUGCAGUUUAGAAACUCCUGGAGUGAGCUUAGAGAAAAAUAAAUCUUCACAUGCAAAGUGA